This is a messenger RNA of Aureococcus anophagefferens, 4338 nucleotides long. RefSeq lists its product as hypothetical. NCBI's taxonomy places the organism in Eukaryota, Pelagophyceae, Pelagomonadales, Pelagomonadaceae. The record is from RefSeq and is a predicted model, not a curated record. Bases 1 to 4338 code for a protein of 1445 amino acids. The transcript is spliced from 2 exons.
AUGCGUACGGGGCUGCCCCGGUGGGCGGUCGUCGCCGUCGUCGCCGCGCUCCUGCUGGCGUGCGCGUUGCGGCGGCGCCCGCCGACGGAGCUGCGCCGGUCCGUCGGCGACGCGCUGCCGGGCGCGCGCGUCUCGCCGACGACCCUCGUGACGGGCCCGCGCACCUUCCACCGCUUCUUCGACUCGAGCCCCUUCUCGCCGAGCGGCCGCUACCUCGCGGCGCUGCGGGCGCCCCGCGAGGGCCCGGCGGACGUCGCGCCGGGCGAGACCGCGGUCGUCGUCGUCGUCGACCUCGAGGCGCCCGGCGGCCCGCGGGUCGUCCGCGAGCGGCCCACGCGCGCCUGGGACGGCCAGCUCGGCGCCCAGGUCCAGUGGGGCGCGAGCGACGACGUCGUGUACUGCAACGACCUCGACCGCGACGGCGCCGUCGCCGGCGUCGCCUACCGCUGGCGCGAACGCGCGUCGGAGCCGCUCCCCGCGCCGGUGUACCACGUGUCGCGCGACGGCGCCUGGGCCGCGAGCCCCGCGGACCUCGGCGCCCUGCGCCUCACGCAGCCGGGCUACGGCGUCGUGCCGACGCCCGCCGCCGCGGCGGCCGCGCGGCGCCGCUUCCGCCGCGGCGGCGGGCCCGACGACGGCGUCGUCGUCCUGGACCUCCGGCGCCGCCGGACGACCCUCAUCCCGCUCCGGUCGCUCGUCGCCGCGCUGGGCCGGCCCGCCAGAGCCUGCGCGACGCACCUCUUCCACGUCAAGUGGAACGCGAACGCGACGCGCCUCAUGGCCGUGCUCCGCGACCGGGGCGCCGGCUGCGCGGCGGCGAACCACGUCGUCACGAUCGGCCGCGACGGCGGCGACGCGCGGCGCGUCGCGACCUGGCGCGCGCGCGGCAACCACCCGAACUGGCUCGACGACGGCCGCGUGUCCAUGAACCGGCGGGGCGCGAUCCGUUUGUGCGCCGACGCGGAGAACGCGCCCUGCGAAACCGUCGGCGCCCGCGCGUCGGGCCACCCCGUCGCGGCGCCGCACGCGCCGGGCUUCCUCGUCGCGGACACCUACGCGAAGGAGCACGCGGCGUUCGGGCUGCCCCCGGGCGUCGCCGCGCUCCGCCUCGUCGACGCGUCCACCGGCGCCGAGGUGUCCCUCGGGUCGUUCCCCGCCGCGGACCCGCGGCGGAAACCCGACGUCUGGCGCUGCGACCUCCACCCGAGCUUCGACCGCGCUGGCCGGAAAAUUGCGUUCAACUCUUGCAGCAUGCCGGCGAACGGCCGGCCGGCGUUCCGCCCGUCGGGCGAGUCGCGGCAGCACACGGCCGCCGCCGGGGCCGCGGGCGAGACCUUCGCGCGGCUGCCGGCGCGGCGCGACGGCCGCAACAGCGUCUGGAACCUGGCGCCGGGCGACGUCGGCCAGGCCGACGCCGACGCGCGCACGUUCCUCCACCUCGCCAGGCCCAAGCCCGCGCCGCGCGCGCCGCGGACGCUGGCCCAGGCCAAACUCGACCGGGCCAUCGCGGACCAGAUCGCCGAGGCCGCCGCGGCGCCCGUCGUGAGUUUGAAGAGCAUGUGCGGCGUGCGGCCGAGCCCCUACGCCCUCGAGCGGUCCCUGAGCCGCGCGGGCGGCGGGGCGCGGCGCUGGAGCGGCCGCGACGACGACUGGAGCGAGGAGGAGCCGCGGAGCCCCGCGUCGGCCGCGUCGAGCGGCGGGACGGCGCGGAGGCGGCCGAGCGUCGCGCGGGGCAAGGCCGCCGAGGAGGCGGCGCGGGAGGCGCGGGCGUCGGCCCUGGCGCGCCUCGUCGUCGUGGACAAAGGCGGCAAGGCCUGGCGCAACUGCGAGCUCGGCGGCGCGGGCUUGCCUCUCACGUACGACGACGGGCCGCGGCUCGCGUGCGUCGCGUUCCACGACGCCCGGGGCUGGGCCCUCGUCGCCAUCCCCGACGACGUCGUCGUCCAGGGCCAGGUCGGCGACGGCGGCCGGCCGCGCCUCGCCCUCGCGCGGCUCGAGGACGCGGACGCGUCCGGCGGCCGCCUCGCGGUCGCGGACGACGGCUUCGACGGCCUGCUCCCGCUCCGCUACGGCGACGGCAGCUUCUUGAAGCACGCGACGUCCCUCACGGCCGUCGACGCGUCGACGCUCGCCGUCCUCGUGAAGAGCCACGCGACGGGGUCCGGCGCGCGCCAGUUCGACGCCGUCUACCACGUCGACGGCCGGACGGGCCUCUGCCGCCUCGCCGUCGACACGAACCGCGGCGACGUCGUCGCCGUCGCCGCGCCGCCGCCGGGCGCGCUCCAGGCCGCGAGCCUCGCCGGGUCGUCCUGCGCGCACGCCUGGCGCGACGUCCGCUUCGUCGCGUGGUGCCGCGACGCGGGCGUCGGCCUCGUCCGCGGCGCGGCCGACGGCGGCGCGCCGCGGCGCCUCGUCUUCGUGCCCCUGGGCAAGCGGCCCACGGGCGACACGAAGUGGCUCGUCGUCGGCGGCGGGCGCCGCGAGCCGCCGUCGAUCCUCGUGGGCGUCGAGAGCGACGUCUACGCGGCGUCGUUCGCCGACCGCAUGCUCCUCAAGGUCGGCGCGUGCCCCGUGCCGUCGCCCUGCGCCGCCGCCGUCGCGCCCCACGGCCUCUUGGACGACCCGGAGGACGACGGCGGCGACGCGGCCGCCGCGCGGCCCGCGCGCUACGCGCCGCGGCGCGUCUUCGAGGACGCGCUCGACGACGACGACGACGACGACGCGCCGACGCGCGAGGCCGAGGCCGCCGACGAGCCGCCGCCGCCGCCGGAGGAGGCGGAGGAGGAGGAGCCCCGGGUCCCGCGCGUGCGGCGGCCCCACGACUACCAGCCCAUCACGCCCUACAUGCUGGGAAACUUCCCCAUGCCGGACGACGACGCCGACGCCUACGCCGACGGCGCCGCGCCGCCCGACGACGACGACGACGACGAGGAGCGGCCGCGCGCGCCGCUGGACGUGCCGGUCCUCGAGGACGUCGGCGAGCACGCGUCGCUGUCGCCGCGGCGCCUCUCGGAGACGCCCGCGAGGGCCGUGGCCUUCGCGGACGGCGGCGCGUCGUCGCUCCGGGCGUUGACGGAGCUCGCGGACGCGCCGCUCCCCGGCGGCGACGACGACGACGGCGCCCUCGCGGAGGAGGCGGCGGUGCUCGCCCUCGAGGACCGGCCGCGCGCGCCGUCCGAGUCGCAGCUCGCGCUCGUCGCGAGCCGCCGCGCCUCGGGCUACCCGGCGGGCGACGACGACCCCGUCGCGCGGACGUCCCAGCUCCUCGUCGUCGGCGUCGACGGGUCCGUGCGCCAGGCGGCCUGGGACUUUAGCGGCUUCCUGCGGCUGCCGCGGCUCGCCGCGAGCGACCUGGGCCCCGCGGACGGCCGCCACAACGACACGCACCGCGUCGACGGCCUCGCCAAGGCCCAGUCGGGCCUGCUCGUCGCGCUGGACGCGCGGCGCGCCACGCUGGGGUCCGUCGUCGUCCACGCCGACGGCUACGAGAUCGCGCCGCUGACGCCGGGGCCCCUGAAGCUCAAGGGCGCGCCGGCGUCCGCGGUGCGCCUCGCGUCGCCGUGCUUCACGAAGCGGCUCCCCGGCGGCGCCGAGACGCUCUGCUGCGUCCUCAAGUACUCCAAGGCGCUGGAGCGGGCCACGGGCGUCGUCGACAACGACGCCAUCGUCACCGUGGACACGGAGGCGGGCGCGCUCGAGAUCAUCUACGUGACGUCGCGGCGGGACGUCGUCGGCCUGUCGUCCGCGCCGCUGCCCGACGACGUCGAGGACGAGCCGCGCGCGCCGGCGCCCGGGGGCGCCCAGCGCCUCGACCGCAAGGUCCGCGUCGCGGCGCCGAACUUCGGCUACUGGUCCACGAGCGACGGCCUCUGCGCCGUCUGGCUCGACAGCCUCCGGGGCCCCGCGACGGAGCGCACGGUGUCCAAGCCCAAGAACGGCGACGCCGACUCCCUCGUGCCCUUCACGGCGGGGCCCCUGCUGCCCGCGGAGGAGGGCGUCGCCCUCGGCGCGCGGCGCAGGAGCACGAAGGCGGGGCCGACGACGACGACGACGCUCGCGCGCUACGGCCGCGGCUCCGAGACCGGCUUCGAGCCGCUGCCGGCGUCGCUCCAGGAGAUCCGCGACGGCAAGGUGCGCCGCCCGCCCACGCAGAUCCUCGCGGGCUGGAGGCACCCGGACCACGAGGACCACCCGUGCGAGUGCCUCGCCUACUCGCCGCGCGGCGAGCUCUUCGGGGGAGGGACCUCCCUCUGGGCCAUCCACGACGACGGCAGCCGCGCCACGGCCCUCGACCUGCCCGUCGCCGCCGUCGCCGUCGCCUGGGGCGGCCUCCUGUGA